Molecule: messenger RNA, 693 nt
Organism: Prunus armeniaca (apricot)
Lineage: Eukaryota; Viridiplantae; Streptophyta; Magnoliopsida; Rosales; Rosaceae
Source: the annotation of a GenBank genome assembly
AUGUCUCCAAUUUACGCAUUCCUCACGAACGGAACCCUGGCCGCCAAUAAGUCCCAAGCUCGGAAGCUCCGUUACCGAUCGGCAAGAUACACAGUCAUCGACGAUGUUCUGUACAAGCGAGGCUACACCACGCCAUAUCUUAAGUGCCUCACUAAGGAGCAGGGGGACUACGUUCAUCGCGAGGUUCACAAUGGGGUCUACGGUGACCACUCACGUUCCAGAUCGCUAGCGCACAAAAUCUUCCAACAGGGGUAUUUCUGGCCGACCCUACACCAAGAUGCAAACGUCUUCGUCAAGAAGUGCGACAAAUGCCAAUGGUUCGGUAGUGUCCCUCACAUCCCUGCCGAGCCUCUCUCACCGAUCGUAAGCCCAUGGCCUUUUGCCCAGUGGGGACUGGAUUUGAUUGGCCCGAUGCCGCAAGGUAAGGGCCAGGUCAAAUAUGUUGUUGUCGCCGUAGAUUACUUCACCAAAUGGGUAGAGGCCGAACCCUUGGCUACGAUAACGGCAGCCAAAAUGGAAGAUUUCAUCUCGACGAACAUUUGUUGCCGAUUCGGAAUCCCUACGCAAUCAUCACCGAUAACGGGAGGCAAUUCGAUUUGGACGACUUUAGGCAAUUCUGCACUCGCCUCAAGAUCAAUCUAUACUUCGCUUCGCCAGCUCACCCCUAAUCGAACGGUCAGGUCGAAGCGAUGA